Selaginella moellendorffii is the source of this 2069-nucleotide messenger RNA. RefSeq names its product probable arabinosyltransferase ARAD1. The transcript is spliced from 3 exons. Gene Ontology annotation, molecular function: glycosyltransferase activity. The record is from RefSeq and is a predicted model, not a curated record. NCBI's taxonomy places the organism in Eukaryota, Viridiplantae, Streptophyta, Lycopodiopsida, Selaginellales, Selaginellaceae. Bases 44 to 1969 code for a protein of 641 amino acids.
CCAUCUGCGCGAGCUUCUGCCCCAGGAUCAUCAUCGGAUUGAGAUGGCCGACGCGGACGAGCGGGCAGAGGACGACGUGCGCGGACUUGCGGCGGCAGUUUGCCCAAUCCACGCGACCCGGAAUUCCUCCUCCCCCGCCGCCAUUGCUGCUGCUGCUGCUGGUGUUAGUCGCCGCCGCGGGCUCGGAUCCCGCUACCAUGGUGUGCGCCAUACCUACAGCGGCGGCCAUCACUGGCGCAUCCAGAUCGGAGGCACCGCGCGUGGGAAUGGAAGAUUUUCACCUGGCGGAGGAGAGAAUGAGAUUCGAGAAGCGAGAUUACGGAGGUGGGAGAUCGGGGAGCUCACCAGAUCCGGCGCCGCGACGAUCCCCGCUGGGCAGGGCGAGGGUUUAGAACUCUUGGAACCAAGAAAUGGGGCUAAAAUCCCUAGAAAUUAUCGCAUAUUGGAGAGGCCGACCACGACGAAACGGAACUGUGGAUGGAUGGAAUGGACUUUACACCCCAGUGCGUACGGACUCACGGCCAAAUUGGAAUCCGGCUCUCAAGUCCGUGGAGUGGACUCCAAAAUAUUUUCUAGGGUUCUUCCCUAUUUCUUUCUCUCGAAUCGAAUGCAGCUGCCCCGAUGCGGUGCUUCUUCCGCCGCGGUCACGAUCGUUGCGUCUCAGAUCACAUUCCUCGUCCUGUUCUACUCCAAUCCAUCGGGGUUUUCUUUGAAGCGGGCAGCUGUCGACGACGAUCGGAGCUGGAGCGGCGGCAUUGGCGUCCACAUUGCGAAUCUCUCUCGCGAUUUCAACUACGGCCUGGUGAGGAGCUAUCCAGGGAGUGCUGUGAGCCAGAUCGAUGCUUUCCCGGCGUACCCUGACGAUCCUCUCGUCAGACAGUACAGCGCGGAGUAUUGGAUUCUGGGAGAUUUGGAAGCGGGAAGCGAUGCGUCGUUCGCCCGCAGGGUUUUGGAUCCAGACCAGGCGGAUGUGGUGUUCGUGCCGUUCUUCGCAGCGCUCAGCGCGGAGGCACAGCUCAGGAAUGGGAAGGGGCAUUUCAGGCACCGCAAGGACAAUGAGGAUUACGAGAGGCAGAAGGCGGUCAUGGAGAUUGUGACGAGCUCCUCGCGGUGGCAACGCUCGGGUGGAAGAGAUCACGUCUUCGUUCUCACAGAUCCGAUGGCCAUGUACCACUUCCGGGCCGAGAUAGCCAACUCCAUCCUUCUCGUUGUGGAUUUUGGUGGCUGGUACAUGGAAGAUGCAAAGAGCUCUAGAAAUUUGAGCAGUCCCCAGCCCAUCUAUCACACUCAGGUUUCGUUGAUCAAAGAUGUCAUCGUUCCAUAUACUCACCUUCUUCCAACGCUAGCACUCUCGCAAGACAAUGCUGUUCGCACCACGCUUCUCUACUUCAAGGGCGCAAGAUAUCGUCACAGAACUGGACUUGUUCGGGACCAGCUAUGGAGUGUUCUCGAUGGCGAGCCCGGAGUGUUGCUAGAGGAAGGCUUUCCCAACAGAACAGGCCAGGUCCAAGCAGUCCAAGGCAUGAGAAACUCUCACUUUUGCCUCCACCCUGCCGGCGACACGCCCAGCUCCUGCCGUCUGUUCGAUGCAGUGGCAAGCCUGUGCAUACCCGUGAUCGUCAGCGACAGCAUCGAGCUACCGUUCGAAGGCAUGCUCGACUACACGCAAUUCGCCAUCUUUGUGUCAGUUCACGACGCUUUGCUGCCGAAGUGGCUCGUCCGGCACCUGAGCAGCUUGAGCAGCAAGGUCAGGAAUCAGAUGCGUCACAACCUGGCUAGUGUACAGCACCAUUUCGAGUACGAGAAUGGUUUUCCCGGCGGCAGAGGUGCUGCUAUCAAGGAUGGAGCCGUCAACAUGAUCUGGAGGAAAGUCCGCUCCAAGCUUCCGGGUGUUCGAGAGGCGAUUGCUAGGGACAGGAGAAGACCCUCCAACGCUCAAUUGCCACCCGCUCGGUGCCAGUGCAUUUAGAGAAGCUGCUGGAGGAGCUCGUCAUUUACCAAGGAGCAGAACUUGGCACUGAAUAAGCUACUGCUCGACAACGUCUCGAACUGGCCUGCUCGAUCCAGGA